This is a messenger RNA of Hyaena hyaena (striped hyena), 1681 nucleotides long. RefSeq names its product RAB28, member RAS oncogene family (gene RAB28). Gene Ontology annotation, molecular function: GTP binding; GTPase activity. Gene Ontology annotation, cellular component: Golgi apparatus; endosome. The transcript has 7 exons. Bases 203 to 868 code for a protein of 221 amino acids. The record is from RefSeq and is a predicted model, not a curated record. Lineage: Eukaryota; Metazoa; Chordata; Mammalia; Carnivora; Hyaenidae.
GGGGGGAGGGGAGGCGGGCAAGAUGGCGCCCGGCGAGUGAUUCUCCCCAGAUACGUCCAGCGGCCGCGGAGACACCGGGGCGGGGGGUCGUGCCCCCGCUGUCGCCCUUCCUCCUCUCCCCCGCCCCCGGAGACCCCCUCCUCUCCUUCCUCCCUCUGCCUCGGGGUGGGGGUGGGGGGGCCGGCCUGGUUCCCGGGACACCAUGUCGGACUCUGAGGAGGAGAGCCAGGACCGGCAACUGAAAAUCGUCGUGCUGGGGGACGGCACCUCCGGGAAGACCUCCUUGGCUACAUGUUUUGCUCAAGAAACUUUUGGGAAACAGUACAAACAAACUAUAGGACUGGAUUUCUUUCUGAGAAGGAUAACUUUGCCAGGAAACUUGAAUGUUACUCUUCAAGUUUGGGAUAUAGGAGGACAGACAAUAGGAGGCAAGAUGUUGGAUAAAUAUAUCUAUGGAGCACAGGGGAUCCUGCUGGUGUAUGAUAUUACAAAUUAUCAGAGCUUUGAGAAUUUAGAAGAUUGGUAUUCUGUGGUGAAGAAAGUGAGCGAGGAGUCAGAAACUCAGCCGCUGGUUGCCUUGGUGGGCAAUAAAAUUGAUUUGGAGCAUAUGCGAACAGUAAAACCUGAUAAACAUUUACGGUUUUGCCAGGAAAAUGGUUUUAGUAGCCACUUUGUCUCAGCAAAGACAGGAGACUCUGUCUUCCUGUGUUUUCAGAAAGUUGCUGCUGAAAUCCUUGGAAUCAAGUUAAACAAAGCAGAAAUAGAACAGUCACAGCGAGUGGUGAAGGCAGAUAUUGUAAACUACAGCCAGGAGCCCAUGUCGAGAACAGCUAACCCUCCUAGGAGCUCUAUGUGUGCAGUUCAGUGAGCGCAGCUGGCUUGGACGCCCAUGGGCCCUGCCGCCCCCUCCUCUGUGUGGGCCCGGUGCCUCUGGGGGCUUGUGUCACCCACGGCCAUCCCUGCUGUCCUGUGAGCACUUUCCUCCCAGCUCCCUCAGCCAGCUGCAGGCCGUUCCCUGGCCUGGAGGGAGCUCCACUCCUGGACACACACUCGGAAUCCGAAAUGAAAGCCCCUCUCUGGAAUCAGACUGCUCCACUGAAAAAGAGUAAUGUCGGCUCUCUUUGCGUUCUCCCUUCUUUGUCACCUGAUGUAAACUUUUGUAGACAAACCUGAAAGCCACACAAGUCUGGAUCAGCAGCCAGGAUUUGGCCACAGCGAGGUGUCAUUCUCUUAUCGGAACUCCUACCUGGCAAAGUAGCGUCGGAGUGCAGACAUUUAAACAAGUAACAUAUUUUAUCUACAGAUACUUCAGAAGGCAUUCUUUUGCUAUCUCUUGUGAGUGAAAAUAUCUAAAGUUGUAUCUAUCUGAAAAUGCUUGAAAUAAAGCUGUAAUAGAUAUAUAUUUUCCAUUUUUUAAAAAAGGGCCUAAAUUGUUUAUAUAGUAGCUAUAGCUCACAAAGUAGUGAGUAUUUGAUAUUGUAUUUUUAUUACUGUAUCAUGGUCAUGGUGUAUUGUGUACCACGCAGGUUAGCUGGCUCUAUGAAUUUGGAGAACUGCCCCACUGUGCCGCACGCAACGUGGCCUGGCAGACUGUGCAAGAGCCCUCCCAGAACCAGUCACGACUGUUGUUGGAUCGUUGUGGGGUUCAGACGUUCUUCUGCAAAUAAACUUAUUUCAGUUA